Messenger RNA from Diatraea saccharalis (sugarcane borer), 990 nucleotides. The record is from the annotation of a GenBank genome assembly. Lineage: Eukaryota; Metazoa; Arthropoda; Insecta; Lepidoptera; Crambidae.
UAUCAACGCAUUUCCUAGGGACUUUAUUGACGGUGCUACUGAUAAUUGUGGGAAUUAAAUACAUCCUUUUUUCGACUUUACAAUAAAAAUAAAUAUUUCCUGAAUAUUUCCUGCAACGCGUGUAGAAGUACGCUUGAACCGAAUAGCUUUCUUCAUUGUAAACUUUGUAAACAAGGCUAUCACUAUAAAUGUUUGAAUAUAAAAAGUAGUCAAUUUUAUACGUUGUCAGAGGAAUUUUUAUCAUCAUGGAUUUGCCCUGCCUGCACGAAUAUAACAAAACGUAAGAAAUCUAACUGCCAAAUGGCAAUAUUAGACGAAUCAAUGAAUAUAUCUUACGAUCUUGACACAACUACGAAAUCGGAAACUAAAGAUUAUACUACUAAACCUUCUACGUCUAAAUCAUUUGAUCAUUCUGUUACAUUGGAAAAAAUAAGUCAACUUAUGGACCAAAAAUUAAAUGCUGCGCUAUCAUAUUACACGAACAACUUACGCACAGACAUUAAGACUGAUAUGGAGAACAUGGUGCGUAAUGAAAUCCAAUUGGCCGUGCAGGGACUAAAAGACGAAUUCUUAUGUACGACUGAUUUCAUAUGCGCUGAACAGAAGAUUUUAAAAACACAAAUCGAUAAUCAAAAUACUAUUAUAAAGGAAUUGGAAAGGGAUAACAAUAAUUUGAAAAUACAGUUGAAACAGGUCGAGAGCAAGCUUAGUACAAUUUGUAAUCUAUCUAGAAACCUCAAUCUGGAAAUCCACGCGGUGCCUGAAUGUAAAGACGAGAAUGUUAUCCUACUGUUCCAAAAACUAUGUCAGGUUGUGGGUACGAACAUAGACAAUUUAUCGGUUCGUGCAUGUCGAAGAGUAGCUAAGAUGAACCUUGCUUCUAAGCGUCCUCGCAAUAUCCUUGUAAUUCUAUCAUCGUCCCGGCAACGUGAUGAAAUAAUCUCAGCAGUUCACCGGUAUAACAAGGCCCACCACAAUAUAAUAUGUUAA